AAAGUUCAUCUAGGACACAAAUUUAUGCCCUGAAUGUACCAUUAAGUCACUUGCCACUAUCUAUCAAGAUCAGUCAUUGACAAAGGAUGAAAUUUUGGGGCAUAUGCCUGCUUGGAAUAUUAAUAUAUGAUGGGUCCUGUAAAAAGGUUCGAUAUGAUGGAGAUCAAGUCCUAAAAAUCAUACCGGAGGUAACAGAACAUGUACAGUAUCUUCAAAAAAUAACAAAGGAGUGGCAACUUGAUCUAUGGAAGCCAGAUUUAAUUGAGGAAAUUGAGGCUGGAAACGAAAUGCAUGUCCGGGUUCCAUUUUCCUAUCUUCACCAGAUGAAAGAAAAUCUUCACCAGCAAGCAAUGCCUUUUACAAUCAUGAUUACUGAUGUACAGAAACUGAUAGAUCACAAUGCACAGACUCAGCACAAAAUGCAGAGAAUGUCGAUGAAAAGCUAUAAUUAUACCAUUUAUCAUCCAAUGGAAGAGAUUUAUCAGUGGAUGGAUGAUAUAAAAGAUAAACACAGUGAUCUGGUUACACAACACUAUUUGGGACACACAUAUGAAAACCGGCCAAUCUACUAUUUAAAAAUUGGAUGGCCAUCACACAAGAAAAAGAAAAUAUUUUUUAUGGACUGUGGUAUUCAUGCUCGAGAGUGGAUUUCUGUAGCUUAUUGCCAGUGGUUUGUCCAAGAGGUACUUUCGAAUCACAGGAAUGACAUGCUCCUUACCAAUGUGCUCAAGCAACUUGAUUUCUACAUUGUACCAGUAUUUAACGUUGAUGGAUAUGUUUAUACAUGGACAACAGAACGUCUUUGGAGAAAGAAUAGAUCACCACAUGAUAAUGGCACCUGCUAUGGAGUGGAUCUCAACCGUAACUUUAAUUCACGGUGGGGUACAGUUGGGAUCGCAUCAGAGUGUGACAGCCCUGUCUUCUGUGGUCCAUCGCCAGCUUCAGAACCCGAGACACAAGCAUUGGUCAGCCUUAUUGAAACACAUAAAUCUGACAUCCUGUGUUACAUUAAUGUUCACUCCUAUGGGCAGCUGCUCCUGUAUCCGUACGGUUAUUCAGCAAACUUAUCGGAGAACCACAAUGAGCUGGAGAAAGUUGCCAAAAGAGCUGUUGACUUAAUUAUGGAAAAACAUAACAUUGAGUACACAGAAGGACGUACAUCUUACUUAUUGUAUUCCAUUUCCGGAGCUUCUGCAGACUGGGCUGCUGACCUCAAAAUAAAACUGUCUUAUAUCUUUGAACUAAGAGAUGAUGGCACCUAUGGGUUUGAGCUCCCACCUGAUCAGAUUGAGCCAACAUGCCAAGAGACAAUGACAGCAGUCAUGUCCAUAAUUGAAUACAUUAAUAGCACCUACCUUGAAAAUAGUGCAGUGACAUUCACUUCUGUGCGGCUAAAUGUUAUUCUCUCAUGUGUUGUAUGUAUGUUGUAUUCACUAAUCAAUUAAAUGUCUUUAAAUGGGAAUUUUCACUAUAUCCUUGUAAUCUCCGAAGUCAGGCCCCUAAGAUGCAGAUACCUGAUUGAUACACAAGUACAGCAUAGUCUCCCCUUUCACAUGAGUAUUUGUUGAUAAAUUUAAGAAAUGAUGUGUUUAUGCAUUACACUUUAAUAAA
This is a messenger RNA of Spea bombifrons (plains spadefoot toad), 1611 nucleotides long. RefSeq names its product carboxypeptidase O-like. Bases 87 to 1445 code for a protein of 452 amino acids. Lineage: Eukaryota; Metazoa; Chordata; Amphibia; Anura; Pelobatidae. The record is from RefSeq and is a predicted model, not a curated record. Gene Ontology annotation, molecular function: metallocarboxypeptidase activity; zinc ion binding. The transcript has 11 exons. Gene Ontology annotation, biological process: proteolysis.